Teleopsis dalmanni is the source of this 2228-nucleotide messenger RNA. Its product is annotated as sodium-coupled monocarboxylate transporter 1-like. Bases 376 to 2217 code for a protein of 613 amino acids. Gene Ontology annotation, molecular function: symporter activity. Gene Ontology annotation, cellular component: membrane. The record is from RefSeq and is a predicted model, not a curated record. Gene Ontology annotation, biological process: sodium ion transport; transmembrane transport. Lineage: Eukaryota; Metazoa; Arthropoda; Insecta; Diptera; Diopsidae. The transcript has 10 exons.
UUAAUAGAAGAAAGUUUUUCACUUUUAAUGGCAAAAAGUGUUUAAAUGUGUGCACUUAAGUAAUCCCAUAAAAUCAAGAAAAUCGCACAUACCUAGAACGUCAAUUUUCUAUAAAAUCCAGAAAAUCAAAUUUUAAUUACAUAUUAAGCAAAUGAAAAAAGGAAGGAAAAAAUACAUGUCGCAACGUCAUCAUUAACUACCAAAAUUACUGUGAAUCCCAGCUGGAGCAACAAGAAUAGCAUCGAUUCAACUAGUAGCAGCGGAAUUAGUAGUUCAGCAAUUCUGGAAACUGUGAAAACUUUUGUGAGUACUAGUCCGACAACACUUAAUGCAGCAACGAUCAGUACAGAUAACAUCACUAUACACUCGACCUCAAUGGGAACGGAAAGUUCCUCUGCCGUUGCCGCUGCUAUGGAACACAACACGCCUGCCAACAAAAUGAAUGUGGCCGAUUUGAGUGCUUCAUUGCAGCAUUUUGGUUUCGUUGAUUAUUUUGUAUUUGUGUUAAUGCUUUUGGUUUGUGCCGUAAUUGGGUUUUAUUUUGGAUUUGUUGAGAAAAAGAAGAAGCGGAACAUGGAGGAGCGUGGUGGUACGGAAGCUUUGAACUAUCUGGUGGGUGGCCGAAAGAUGAAAGUAUUUCCGGUGUCAAUGUCUUUGGUAGCCAGUUUUGUUUCUGGUAUUUCAUUGCUUGGCAUUUCCACGGAAAUUUAUAUUUAUGGUACUCAAUACGCUUUUGCACUCAUGACACUGGUUUUGACUGGAGUUAUAAUCUGGUACCUGUUCCUGCCGGUAUUCUGCAAUUUACAAUUAACUUCAACUUACGAGUAUUUAGAAAUGCGGUUCGACAAAAGGGUUCGCCUGCUUGGAUCCGUGUUCUUUUUCAUUGAAAUAACGUUGUGGUUACCUAUUGUUAUAUUAGUUCCAGCGUUGGCAUUUAAUCAAGUAACUGGUGUGAAUAUUCAUAUUGUGACAACUGUAGUGUGCAUCGUCUGUAUAUUUUAUACUUGUGUGGGUGGAGUAAAAGCUGUCAUAUGGACUGAUGUCAUACAAACUGUAAUUAUGGUUGGUGCUAUCAUUUUGGUCAUCAUUAAGGGUACAAGUGAUGUAGGUGGUCUGGGAGUUGUGUUGAAGCGUAAUUAUGAUAGUGGACGAAUAGAAAUACCUACCAUUACUUUGGAUCCUACGGAACGCCUUUCGAUGCUUUCGAUAAUUUUGGGAGCAACUUUCUUGUAUGUGGAAAUCACAGUAAAUCAGGUUUUCAUACAACGGUUUCUAUCACUUCCAGGCGCCAAAGAAGCAAAACAUGCGUUGAUUCUAUACAUAAUAGGAGUUAUUAUAUUGUUAUUAGGUUGCGCAUAUAAUGGUCUCCUGAUUUAUGCAACAUACCAUGACUGCGAUCCAUUAACUACAAAUUUAGCAAAAGCAAAGGAUCAAAUUGUACCUCUACUAGUAAUGGAUAUUUUGAGCGAUUACCCUGGAACAGCUGGACUAUUUGUGGCGGGUGUCUUUAGUGCAGCGCUCAGUUCCUUAUCCACUGGUUUAAAUUCCCUUUCAGCAGUGUUUCUUGAAGACUUCAUAAAAACAUUUCGUAAAAGUCCUCUAACAGAGCAUCAGACUGCAAUUAUAAUGCGAGUAUCUGUAGUAGUAAUGGGCGUUAUUUGUGUUGGGUUAGUGUUUGUCAUCGAAAACUUGGGUACGGUUUUAGAGCUUUCGAUAUCAAUAGGUACUAUGACAAGCGGUCCGUUAUUAGGACUAUUUCUAAUGGGUGUCCUGAUGCCUUGGAUAAAUGGCAAGAGUGUUUUACUUGGCAGCGUUGCAGCGUACGUUGCUAUGAGUUGGAUUUGUAUAAAAGGUAAAAUUGCACUUACAAGUGGUGAAUUGAUAUAUCCCAUGAAGCCUUUCUCUACUGAGGGUUGUACUUAUAAGUUUGAAGAGCUUAUAACACCGGCGAAUCAAACUGUAGUUUUACAAAGCGACAAAACAUUGGCACAAUAUAUUUAUCAGAUGUCUUUUAUGUUAUAUGUAACUGUAGGUGCAAUAUUAUCAAUUAUAUUCUCGCAUAUAGCAUCGCUGGUAUUUGGAUGCAAUGAUCCUAAAAAAAUGAACAUAGAGCUUUUUUCACCUUUAAUAAGAAAAUAUAUCAAACCGAUGGAAUAUGAAAGUGUACAAAUUGAAGAACAGAAUGUGCUAUUAAACACUGAAAAAAAAAUUUAUUAAAAUCAUAGAAU